This is a messenger RNA of Tetrahymena thermophila SB210, 333 nucleotides long. RefSeq lists its product as hypothetical. NCBI's taxonomy places the organism in Eukaryota, Ciliophora, Oligohymenophorea, Hymenostomatida, Tetrahymenidae. The transcript has a single exon. The record is from RefSeq and is a predicted model, not a curated record.
AUGAUUGCGGACAAGUAGACUUUAAACACUAAACAAUAGAUUUUACUUGAAGUCAGUUAAAUUAUUAUAAUUCAUAGUUUACAAAACUAUUUCUAAGUUUCUUAAAUCAGCAAAUUACACAUAAAUUUGAGCGAGGCACGCUUUGUACUUUGGAUUAUUUGGGUAUCUCUUGAUUAAUAUCAUCAAAAUCUUUUCAGCCUUUUUACUUUCUUUUAUAUUGAUAUAUUCUAAGACAAGGACCAUAAGUAUUACUUAAACAAGCCAAGUACUUUUGGUGUUUUAGCAAAAUUCUAUCAGUUCCUAUUCAAUUUCCAAAAUAUUUUUAGCUUUUGA